ACUCGAAUGGCGGAACAGUUUUCAUCGAACACCCAACCACAAGUGAGGUAUUCAGAAUGAAGUUCCUAUUGAUCAUGGCCUGCCUAACUCUGUGUGUGGCCUCCAUAAAUGCCCAGAUUUGCCCAGGUCGUCCAGUCUUUCAGCUAUGCACUGGCGGCAGGGAUGAAGGCAAUCGCAAUGGCAGAUUUUGCGGCUUGACUGCCCAGAGUGGCAUGUGGUUCUAUAAUAGCCGGAGCAGAAGAUGCGAAAAGAUGAACUAUCGCGGCUGUGGCGGCAAUGGCAAUCGCUACUGCAAAGUGGAAGAUUGCAAUCGGUGCAGGCGAUAAACUCAUCCAUUUUGAAUUUAUUACACUAAAUUUGAACAUCAAACAAUCGAAUAAAAGCAGAAAAUAAAAAAGUUUAAAACCAGCAAUUUCAAGAUUCAGUGAAUACAAGACUAAAUUUAUGAUAAAAGUAGAAGUCUUACAAGCAACUCAGGAUUAAAUCGAUUUAAGAUAAGAUUUUUAUCUAUGGGUUAACCCAUUGUUUACGAUUUUAUGUAUUUAUUAAUAUCGAUUUAUUUAAUAAUCUUAAUUAGUGGAAUCGUUUUACAGCCGCCUUUUCCUUCAAAAUGCUAAAGAAAGCAAAAGGUCAUCAUAAUAGUUUUAUUUAUGGAACAAAUAUUAUUAGUCAUUAGUCGUGCUAAAAGACUAAAAGUAAAUAGAAUUUGAAAUAGUUUUAAGUGGAAGCCUUUAAAUGAAUCUUUGAAAGUAUCUCCUAGUUUGUUUUUUCAUAAUAAAUGUUUUGUAUAAUGUUGCUUGUCCCAAAUAUGUAAUUUCCAUUUGAAAUACUCUCUCGGGUCAAACGAUCUGAAAGCUAAGUAUGCGAAUAAAGGCGUUGCGGGGGCAAAA
This is a messenger RNA of Drosophila sechellia, 890 nucleotides long. RefSeq names its product kunitz-type serine protease inhibitor. The record is from RefSeq and is a predicted model, not a curated record. NCBI's taxonomy places the organism in Eukaryota, Metazoa, Arthropoda, Insecta, Diptera, Drosophilidae. Bases 57 to 326 code for a protein of 89 amino acids. Gene Ontology annotation, molecular function: serine-type endopeptidase inhibitor activity. The transcript is spliced from 2 exons.